Molecule: messenger RNA, 360 nt
Organism: Lactuca saligna
Lineage: Eukaryota; Viridiplantae; Streptophyta; Magnoliopsida; Asterales; Asteraceae
Source: the annotation of a GenBank genome assembly
AUGACGGAAGAACUAUUUCUUCACUUGUACGCACAAAACUCAACUCUUCUAGCUAUGGUUCAAAUUCUUGCAAGCUUUGCUACUUCUAAUGCUCUACAGCGUACCCCAAGACUUAAAGGUGUGCUUUCCCAAGUUCUUCCCAUUUUAGGGAAUGUUAAAGAUCAACAUCAGCCAAUUUUUGCAAAUGAUAUUAUUGUUGCACCUGUGCUUUCUAGAAACCGAAACUUUGAAGGGCAUCUUGACCCACUAACAAGAGCCAACUACCUGGCUUCACCUCCCUUAGUUGUAGCUUACGCACUUGUCGACAUCGACAUCGAAAACGAACCAAUCAGGACCACAAAGGAUGGAAACAAUGCCUAA